AAGAGGUACAGGAUUGACAGAACCUUGAGAGAAACCUAGAAGGAUGGUGAUAGGCUGCUGGAGUUGAAGCAUUUGGUUGUGAGGUACAGGCUAACUUGCAGAUCAGAAGGACCGGUGGGUGGAAGGACAGACAGACGGAGGAUUGCAUAGACAAACCAACCUGUUUGCUUGUUUGAGACCCUCAGUGUGCUGCAGUGGAGGGCUUCACAGGCAUAGCAAGCGUGGCUGAAUGCAUCACCCAGCGCAUAGGUUCAGUGGGCGUGGCACGCAGGACCCCUGUCCUCAGGAUAGACCUUACUGGGAACCAUGGGCCUGGGGUCUGCCCUCAAGGUGCUCUGGUAAUAUGAGUCAGCCACAGCUCCUCUCCCACCCGCCCUCAGGUCAUGUAACUGGACCAAAGCAUCUCACUAAAUUCUACAGCAAUUGUCCUGCAGGGUACAAUGGAGCCCAGACAAAGAUGGGGGGUUCUUUAGCACCCCCCAUGCCAAGGGACCUUCGACAUCUACAUCAAAAGUCUUGGAAGUCACCUGGGCUGCAGUCUGCAGCCCCCAUCCAUUCCUACCACAGUGGCCGCCAUGCCCAUAGUGGGUAUAGGACCAUUCCACGGGGCAACAACCAGCUCAGGUAUGCAGGUCCUCACCAGCUUCAUCACCCCCGAAACAAACCUCAUACUGGAGAGACAUGGAACCAAUCCCAGCAGGCAAGAGAAUUUCCAGGGAAAAUGAUAGGUGGUCAGCUGAAGCGGUCUGCAUCACACCCUGGUGAAAUUUGCCCCUACAUCAGCAAGAGAAAGAGGAGCUCCAGCUCAGAGCAGCUUGCUCACCCAGGGCUGCAGCAUUUCCCUGAUCAGAAACAAUCUCAGCUGACACCCCACCCUUCUACUUGCCACCCCUUCCGCUCAUCAUGUCUGCGCUGGACCACACCUGAAAGGAAGAAAGAACCUUCAAAUUUCCAGUUCCAGCAGCAGUCACCUAAGUUGGGAAAGGGGUACUCAUACAGACCCCCACUGUGCUCUGGUCAUGGAGGACACCCCCAGCCACCUCCCUUAUCCUACCCUUUUCACCAUGGCCGUGACCCCAGAACCUGCCCCCGUCUUCGUGGAGCAGAGUAUGACAGGUCCAUCCCCACACCAGCAAGCCUCACCGGCGUGCCUUACAGCCAUCGCCACCCACAUCCCCUUGUCAGCAGGAGCCCAGUACCUCAGCAGCGCUACCUGCCCAACGGCUGGAGAACACCAGGCAGACAAAACAAGCACACGCUGGACUCAGGUCGUUAUGGGGCAGGACUGGAAUAUCAGGGUCAGCAACAUCGAAUCCGAUGGGGUUCUAGGGUACCUCAUCACGACCACUCCCCGCAGAUAUCCACUCAAGCUCAUAUUCUCUCCACUACAGCUGUCAGACCCCCAUGCCGAUACAGCCUGUCUGAGAGCAGCAGUAAAGUGGUGUCAUUCCAAAGUGAGGUCACAGAUUUUCCUGACUCCUUAACAGUCAGCAGUCACAGCAGUUGGAGUAAGAAGAAGCCAGCAAUGCUGACCCAUGCUGCUGCAUCCCAGUCACCUCUGGAGGUCUGCAAAACACAAGGUCAUUCACAGGUAGCCCCAACCUCACAAGUUUCACCUUGUCAGGAGACAGCAUCAUCCUGCUUUGAGAACUCUGAGGCUUUGUCCUCCCAUACUAUAGUCUUAGGGUUCCAGAGGUCAGGGCAGAGCACCAUCACCAGCAGAUUCUCAAAAGCAUCAACCACCUCAACUCCUAUUGGCUCUGUCCGCAUGAAACCCCAGCCUACAGAUAGUUUCUCAUCCACCAAAACUUGCCCACAGAGUUUAGGGGAGGCAGUAGAAAACCUCGAGGCAGAGUUACAGGGAAUCCUGCAGCCACAGAACACAUUUAUAGAAGAAAAGAACAGGGACAGAGAGGAGGAAAAGAAAAUCAUUAACACAGAAGAGGACCAGAAGAGGUUGAAGACCAGUGAGGAGGCUAAGAUAAUCCAAAGAGAGGAUGAGAGCAAUGGUAACACAUGUGAAGAGAACUUACCCCUCCAGUCUUUAGACUCCUUCCCUAUUCACCCUUCUAAUUGCCCCUGCUUGAGCCAAGGUGGAACACCUAUGGUUAUGGUAAAGAGUGGGCCUCCACAAGCAUCGAUUCACAAAACAGCAUCUGCCCCUGAUAAGCAGAGACAGAAGGAAGGGUGGAGGUAUGGGGCUACUUUGCAAGACCCCUACUCAAGGAGUACCUCAGGGAUUUCCUCCAUUCCUAAAGAGAGAAAAGUAUCCCAGCUCAUUCAGAAUGACCCUCCACUGGAGACACAUUGCUCUUCCUCCACCAGCAGUAUCACAAGCAGGGAACCUUUGUUUACCUUAGACACCAGGAAGGAGCUCUUGAUCUCUUCAGAGGGAGCUUGCCAUGGGGUCAUGGAGUUAACCAUGACUGAGUCCAUGACCUCCAGUGAAGAAGGAGGCAAAGACCCCUUUAUGCUCAGUGACACUCAGGGGCACCCAGAACUGUGCACCAUUCUGCCAGAUGGCAUGGACUCUGUGAUGAGUAUGAAGGAUGAGACCAUGAAGAAGGAAGAUGAGUUGCUCUCAGAAAGAAAUCCCAUCUCUGCCCCUGACCUUCUUCCUGCUCCGAGGCUCCAUUGUGGGGACAAUGCAAUGGAAGACCCCCAUCCAAGCCCUCCUGUGCUUAGUAGGCAGGGCUCCCUGACGUCUUCCAUUCGUGAAGAGGAAGAAGGAGAUGAUGGUACUUCAAAGUCUACUUUGUCACAGAACCCAACACUCACCACAACCCACUCCAUCUCUGGUGAACCACAGAUGGGCACCAGCUACUGUCACAGUGACCUCGCCAAGUUUUAUGGGCUGCCAAAACCACUUAAGGAAGGAGAGGGAUUAGAAGAAGAGUCAAUGGCCUCAACCCCAGAAGAGCAGAGGUACGCUUACCGAGGUGGUCCCUUUGGCAGACCUCCACCCUCUGCCCUUGGGAGUGUCAAGUAUUCUUCUUCCCUUGCUCUGGGCCCAGAGAUUUGCACCUCACCCACCACACUCCCCAGCAGCACCCAUGGCCAGGCCUCAGACUUGCCACAUUCUCCAGGGACUCGGAACACCAUGCUUGGUCCCAGAUAUAAAGUGGUGGAUGUUAAGAAAAAGCCAAAGGAAGGGACUGUAGGCAGAGAUGAAGUGAAGAAGGACCUCACCCCAACCUUGCCGACAUGUGGAUUGCUAUCUGUGUCACUUCCCAAUGACCUGAAACUGUCGUCUGUCCCAAGAGCCUCCUUGGCAGAACUGAGCCGCAGCUGUGAGGUCCUGCUCACCCGGCACCCUCUCCCCACCGGUACCAGUGGCCGGGUUAAAAUGGAAAGAGAUGGUGAAGACACAAAAAAACAACAAAUGGGAAGAGAAAAAGAACUAAAGCAAGAGAAGAGCCUGAAAAGGAAAAGGGGUGCCUCACACAACAGCAGCUCAAGAGACCAACAAGGUACAGAGAAAAGAAAAAAGCAAAGAGAAGUGAAACAAGGGAUGUCACGCUGCUCUUCACUCCCCUCUUCUUCUAACAUGUUCCACCAGCCUAGCUCAAGGCCCAUUUCCAGUAGGCGACUAAAGGAAAGUAAGUCACACAAGGACCGGAAGAUUUUGGGGAAUCUAAAUCUUCAAGCUAAGGAGGUUCAGGAAAUCCAAGAGAGGGUACCUCCCAGAGACAUGGAAGAGUGCUUUCAAGAUGGCAACAGGAGGGAAAAAGAGGAAGAAAGUAAAAGAACUGGAACCAUUACAGGAGUCAACGUACCCUCUGGUGGAAGCACAGGUACAAGUACAGCCGGAACAAAGGCAGUGACUUCCACAGUCAUUUCGUCCUCCACUGGGCCUCCAUUACUGGGUGCAGCUGAUUUACUGAAAUUGAAGGCCCUAUCAGAUGGGCCUCCUCGGGAGCUGAAGAUACGGUUGAUCAAGGUGGAGAGUGGAGACAGGGAAACUUUUAUCGCUUCUGAGGUAGAGGAAAAGAUGAUCCCUCUGAAAGAAAUCAGCAUCAAGAACACAGCCACUGAAGUCAUCCGAGCGUGCAAAGCAUCGCGAGUGAAGGGAAAGUUCCGCGAGUCCUACCUACUCCCAGCAUUCUCAGUCAAGCCCAGAAUAACCACCAACAAUCCUAUACCACGGGAAAAGCUAAACCCGCCCACACCUAGUAUCUAUUUGGAGAGCAAAAGGGACGCCUUCUCCCCUGCAUUGCUACAGUUCUGCACUGACCCCAAGAAUCCCAUCACUGUCAUCCGGGGUCUGGCUGGCUCUCUUCGCCUCAGCCUGGGCUUGUUCUCAACCAAAUCUCUUGUGGAGGCCAAUGGAGAGCAUGCAGUUGAGGUGCGAACGCAAGUACAGCAGCCAUCUGAUGAAAACUGGGACUCGACUGGAUCAACCCAGACCUGGCCCUGUGAGAGCAGCCGCUCGCACACCACCAUAGCUAAGUAUGCCCAGUACCAGGCAUCGUCCUUCCAAGAGAGUCUGCAGGAAGAAAAGGACCAUGAAGGUGAUGAGGAAGAAGAAGAGCAGCAAGAAGCUGCUCCAGGCACCACAGCCAACAGCCCCUCUGCCACCAGUACCCUUAGCCCUGAACAGAAGCCAGCUGGAAAGAUCAUUAAGUUUGGCACUAAUAUUGACCUUUCAGAUCCCAAAAGGUGGAAGCCCCAAUUGCAAGAGCUGCUGAAGCUGCCAGCCUUCAUGCGUGUCUCCUCCACUGGGAAUAUGUUAAGCCAUGUGGGACACACGAUUCUAGGCAUGAACACUGUACAGCUUUACAUGAAGGUUCCAGGCAGCCGCACUCCAGGUCAUCAGGAGAACAAUAACUUUUGCUCAGUGAACAUCAACAUCGGUCCAGGUGACUGCGAAUGGUUCGCCGUGCAUGAAAGCUACUGGGAGACCAUCAGUGAUUUCUGUGAGAAACAUGGAGUGGACUACCUGACAGGGUCGUGGUGGCCUAUUCUGGAUGACCUGUAUAGGUCCAACAUCCCAGUAUAUCGGUUCAUCCAGCGCCCGGGAGACCUUGUGUGGAUUAACGCAGGGACGGUGCACUGGGUCCAGGCUGUAGGCUGGUGUAACAAUAUUGCCUGGAAUGUGGGCCCACUCAACCCCUUCCAGUAUCAGCUGGCCCUGGAGCGCUUCGAAUGGAAUGAGGUCAAGAAAGUCAAGUCUAUUGUGCCCAUGAUCCACGUGUCAUGGAAUGUGGCACGUACUGUAAAGAUCACUGAUCCUGACACCUACAAGAUGAUCAAAUACUGCCUUCUGCAGUCCAUGAAGCACAUCCAGAUUCUGAGAGACCAGUUGGUGACAGCUGGGAAGAAGAUCUCCUAUCAGAGCCGUGUAAAGGAUGAGCCAGCUUAUUACUGCAAUGAGUGUGAUGUGGAGGUAUUCAACCUGCUGUUUGUGACAAGUGAGAAUGGCAGUCGGAAGACAUAUGUUGUGCACUGCGAGGAUUGCGCACGUCUGCGCAGCCAGAACCUCUCUGGUGUGGUGGUGCUGGAGCAGUAUCGCAUGGACGAGCUGAUGAGUGUCUAUGACAACUUUGUCCUGGCUCCAACUUCCAGCUUGCGGUGAGACUGCCCCCCUUUCCCCUUCACAGCCAUAACCAAAACUGCUCCUCCACAGGAGAACAAAAGAUGUCGUUUCUGUCGUUUUUGAAUACUACAACUUAAUACUUGCUGAAUUGGUCAAUCAGAUAUAUUUAGUCUACAUUGUUUACAGUACCAUAUCAGCCAACAAUACACCAGUUUACUGUUCUUCAGUCUUCCCUCUGCUGUCAGCUGCUGACUGGUUUUCUACGGAGCCACUGAUAUGGAAUUCCUGGGAUGGCUCUAUUCCUUAAAAUCACUAGGGGCCAGUUUUUCAAAAAUUUUCAUGUGGAUAGAAAUAGUUUUGGUUUUUUGCUUUUGCAUGACCCAGAAUCAAAUGAUUUCAUUGAUUUUUUUUUUUUGCAUGAUGUACAAUAGACCACAUCUCCUUUGUGCUUUGACAAAUGCAGUAAAUCUUUGACUAUGAUAAAGACUGCAGAAAUAUCUGUAAUUUUAGUUUCUAAAGGAUCUUAUUUCCUUAUGUAAUCCAGUCCCAAAUGUCUUCAGAUAGUUUUUGAGAAAUUGGCCCCAAAAGAUUUACAUUGGUGCUUAAACCAGAAAAUCAGAACCUUGAGUGAGAUUUAAGUAAUCUGCUCUAGAGGUUACUCUGACUGUUGAACAUCAGGGAACUAUGGCACAUGUGAUUAUACAGUAUACUCACAUUAUCUCGUUUAAUAGAAUAGGUUUACAUACAUAAUUAAUACAGUGAGUGUAAUUUUAUCAAUUUGUCUAUGAAUUGGCCAUGGAAACAAGGUAAAUGCCUUGGCUGGCUGAAAGAGCUCAGUUUCUUUGACUAGUUUUUUCAGUUUACUUGUAGUUUUUCUUUUUAUGUGAAUUCUGAAGUUUAGUAAAUGUUGAUUUGUAUUUCUUGUG
Scleropages formosus (Asian bonytongue) is the source of this 6462-nucleotide messenger RNA. Its product is annotated as lysine-specific demethylase 6B-like. Gene Ontology annotation, molecular function: RNA polymerase II cis-regulatory region sequence-specific DNA binding; histone H3K27me2/H3K27me3 demethylase activity; chromatin DNA binding. The coding region runs from base 230 to 5575 and encodes 1781 amino acids. Gene Ontology annotation, cellular component: MLL3/4 complex. The record is from RefSeq and is a predicted model, not a curated record. Lineage: Eukaryota; Metazoa; Chordata; Actinopteri; Osteoglossiformes; Osteoglossidae. The transcript has 23 exons. Gene Ontology annotation, biological process: regulation of gene expression; heart development.